GAAUAAUUUGCCCAGCCCAGCUCUUCCUGUAUUAAACUCUCUCAGAAGAAUUCUGCACCACAAUCGGAGAAAAUCCGAGGGAUAUGGCGUUUAGAACUGCUUUGCGCCCCGUCCUCGUGCUGACGGAACCGUGGAGCUCUGCCCACCGUCCGGUGCUGACAGUUUCCCUUCCGGCGCAACUUAUCCGGCCAAGAGUUAGGGUUUCGACCUUCGCCCCUUUCAUGCGGUGCUCUCGUAGUGAUGUUCCCUCCCCGGCCUUUUCUCAGGAUGAACAGGACCCACCGCAGGAGGCUGUGCUCAAGGUCAUAUCCGCAGAAGUGUCAAAGUCUGAAGGAAGAGUUUCUCAAACAACAAAUGUGAUUAUUGGAGGUACGGUUAAGGAUGAUGCUACAAAUGAAUGGCUUGCUUUAGAUCAGAAGGUAAACUCAUAUCCGACUGUUAGAGGAUUUACAGCCAUAGGAACAGGAGGUGAUGAUUUUGUCAACGCAAUGGUUGUUGCUGUUGAAUCUGUACUUCAUGAACCAAUUCCAGAGGAUCGGGUGACCCAUAAGCUAUCUUCAAGGGGAAAGUACGUGUCGGUUAAUAUUGGACCUAUUCGUGUGGUCUCCAGUGAGCAGGUCCAAGCUGUUUAUAAUGCCAUGAGAAGAGAUGAAAGGAUGAAAUACUUUUUAUAGAUUCGUAGUACAUUCAUAUGUCGAAAUACCUGCUUCUUUGUAUAUUCUUAAUGCGCUGUAGCUCGUCCAGAUAAUAGGUUAUCGGAACCAAGCAAUAUUUAGGAGUUCAAAGCAUGACCCAAAGGAAUGUGAAGACAUCAUCAUUGGGAGUCUUACUAUUUAUUUUGGCUAAAUAUAAUGAUGUUAUUCAUGUUAACACAUUCAUUCAGAUGAAGAAGAGAAAGGAGAGGACUGGGAAAGAGUGAUGUAUGGAUAGCCUUGGGGGAUUGCUCUAGUUAUAAAUAAUGGUGAGAGAUUUGCUAAUGAUUAUUUUGCUUCUAUACCACUUUUUUUUUUUGCUGGGGAUAAAGUGUGCGCUAGUUUCAUAGCUUUACUAUUGUCACCAUGUUGAGAGAUAAGAAUUCUUAUAAAGAAUGCAUCGCAAAUUCUGUGAGGAA
Messenger RNA from Dendrobium catenatum, 1111 nucleotides. RefSeq lists its product as uncharacterized. The record is from RefSeq and is a predicted model, not a curated record. Bases 84 to 674 code for a protein of 196 amino acids. The transcript is spliced from 6 exons. Lineage: Eukaryota; Viridiplantae; Streptophyta; Magnoliopsida; Asparagales; Orchidaceae.